GUUAUUUUAUCUGUGUGGUAAGAAACUUUUGAGAAGUUUGGCUAUACUUGAAUCUUCAAGCUUGAUUUGGAAGAUUCUUGAGAAGUUGCUUCAGGAUUUGGUUGUUUUUGGAACCUUUUGAGACAUUUCCCCGGGAACUUUAGAGAAGGAAUUGCUUUAUAGUGCUUGAAAUUUGAAAGGGCUUGUUUUUUUAUCUUCAAUUUAUGUUCGGGAAAGUAAUAUGGUAGCGGAUAUGGAUUUUUCACCUCCAUGUGAAAUCACAGAAGAUAGUUAUAGUAAGGAUGAUGUAUCAGACAUGGAAAAUGAAAAUUUGGAUAAUGUAAAACGGGUUUCCCUUGGUAAACCUCCCCGCCACCUCUCGGUUAUGUGCCAUUCCAUGGGUUCGGCAAAGUUGAUUGCCGAGGCUAACUUGGAAUUGGAUAUUGGUAUUAUAGUCCACAAGUCAUCUACUGAUGAAAAGAGCAAGUUUUUGCCUGUAUUACGAUCAGGAAGCUGUGCUGAAAUGGGACCUAAACAGUAUAUGGAGGAUGAACACAUUUGCAUAGACGAUCUUAUUGGACAUCUAGGGACAUCUGCGGAGGUUCCUUCUCCGGGAGCUUUCUACGGGGUUUUUGAUGGUCACGGAGGAACAGAUGCAGCCUUAUAUAUUAGGAAGAAUAUCCUUAAAUUCAUAGUUGAAGACUCGCAUUUUCCAAUUUGUGUGGAGAAGGCAAUCAAGAGUGCUUUUCUAAAAGCAGAUUACUCAUUUGCGGAUGCUAGUUCUCUUGAUAUAUCGUCUGGCACCACCGCAUUGAUUGCACUUGUUUUCGGAAGGACCUUGAUUAUUGCAAAUGCUGGAGAUUGUCGAGCUGUGUUGGGAAGGCGGGGUAGAGCGAUAGAAAUGUCCAAGGACCACAAACCUAAUUGCACAUCUGAAAGACUAAGAAUUGAGAAGCUUGGUGGAGUAAUUUAUGAUGGCUACCUCAAUGGUCAAUUAUCUGUGGCACGAGCACUCGGAGAUUGGUACAUGAAGGGCCCAAAAGGAUCUGCCUGUCCUUUAAGUGCAGAGCCGGAGCUGCAGGAGACAGAGUUAAGUGAGGAGGAUGAAUUCUUGAUAAUGGGAUGCGAUGGACUGUGGGAUGUUAUGAGUAGCCAGUGUGCAGUGACUGUGGCAAGGAAGGAGCUGAUGCUUCAUAAUGAUCCUGAAAGAUGUUCAAGAGAGCUUGUGAGGGAGGCACUGAAACGCAACACUUGCGAUAAUUUAACAGUAAUCGUGGUUUGUUUCUCCACAGACCCUCCACCGCGAAUAGAAAUACCCCAAUUCCGUGUUCGGAGGAGCAUAUCAGCGGAAGGACUGAAUUUUCUAAAGGGUGUGCUGGAUGGGAACUGAUGAAAUAGCGGAUAAAUGAAAAGAGGCUGUGCAUAAAGACGGUGGAGUUCAAAUGGUGGUGGCAUGUUUCUCCCAAGUGGCUGCAGGCGAACAUCCAUCGACGUUGAAGGGCAUAGUUAGCACGUGAUUCUUUACGAGUUAUUAAAUCCUGCACAUCUGAGAUAACUCAGGUAGGUUGUACUUGUAGGGAUUGGCAGGAUUAGAUAGAUGUUCAACCCUUUUUUACUUUCUUUCUUCCUUCAUCUGCUUACUCCCGUCCUGUGUAAAUAAACUGAAUCUUGAGAGAUAUGUUGUAGCAGUUUUUCAGUGAAUCAAAUAAUUGCUAUCAUUGACAAUUUGGUUU
Hibiscus syriacus is the source of this 1712-nucleotide messenger RNA. RefSeq names its product probable protein phosphatase 2C 27. Gene Ontology annotation, molecular function: protein serine/threonine phosphatase activity; cation binding. The record is from RefSeq and is a predicted model, not a curated record. Bases 221 to 1369 code for a protein of 382 amino acids. NCBI's taxonomy places the organism in Eukaryota, Viridiplantae, Streptophyta, Magnoliopsida, Malvales, Malvaceae. Gene Ontology annotation, biological process: protein dephosphorylation. The transcript has 4 exons.